Trichobilharzia szidati is the source of this 2748-nucleotide messenger RNA. NCBI's taxonomy places the organism in Eukaryota, Metazoa, Platyhelminthes, Trematoda, Strigeidida, Schistosomatidae. The record is from the annotation of a GenBank genome assembly.
CGCAUGCAGUUUCGAUCAUAUCAUUAGCGUUGUUUUAAGAGUUCACAUACUGGCUCGCGAUAUUUGCGUGGUCUCAAACCUGUGAAAUUCGUAAUGGACUGGGAUCUGGAGAAUUAUGUACAGGGGAUUUUCAUCACAGUAAUUGUCUGUAUCGUAUCGAGUGUGCUUUGUUACGUGUUCAGAAAAACAUUGUUUGCUUCAUAUGUUUCUGCUACUCAAGAUUCAGAGAAUUUAGUCCGAAAAAAGAAGAAAGGUGAAUUAAAAAAGUCUAAGAAGACUAAGAAGGUGAAAAUCUUAGUAGAUGGUCAACAAGGUGGUGAAGUUGAUACAGAUAGAACCCAAACAUCUGAUGAUACAACUGCUGAAGAGGAUGAACAUCUUUCAGACUUACCAUCUGACAGCCGUGCAUCUAGCAGUAGUGAAGAGUCAGUUGAAAGACCUACCCAAGCAUUACAUACAACCGAAAACUGCUUACAAACGAAAACUGAACGUGAUGAUGCUUCAUAUCAGAUUGGUCAGUCUUGCCUCAAAAGCUCUAAUUCAGGUUCCCUAAAUACUGAGACAAACAGGAGUCAGCAUGACGAUUCUGACUCAAUUAAUUCUUCAUGUACUGAAAACAACAUAACAGCUACUGUGUCUCCGUCAGUAGCAAAAGAACCGCAACCUAUGGUUAGAUCAAAGAAAUCAAAGCGUCGUGCAACGAAACGGUCAACAGGAUCUGGUGAAUUGCCGAAAGAAGCGUCAUCUAUUGAUUCAGUUAGUAGUGAGCAGCCAGUGAAGCCGCAUGAAGAGGCAAUCAAACUUGAAUGCGCAGUAAGUAAGAAGCAUGAAUCACAACGCGAUUUUUGUGCUACUUCUGAAUUACAUGCGAAAAUUGAGCAGUUACAAGAACAGUUAAAGGCCAGCGAAAACAAGUUAUCAGAAACUUCACGAUGGGCAAAUUCCUUAGCCGAGGAGAAUAAACGUUUCCGUUCAAAGGAAGAAGAGACUUCUCUUGGUUUACAAGUGCUGCAAGUGCAAUAUACCGAACUUUUAAGGGCGAACAAAACUCUGGAGCAUCAAAAUAACCUACUGGAUAGAAAAUUAAAAAAUAUUGAAAGUGAAAACUGUGAUCUACUCAAACGUUUGGACCAAACGAAUGCGGAUGCUCGAAAAGUAAAGGCUGAUGCCGAAUUAGAGUUAUGUAAAAUGAGAGAGCAGUUAACGGAAAAUGAAGCUCAGUUAACUGCAAUGGCAGCAGCUAUGUCUGUAUCUCAACCAUCCAUACCCACUACUCCUUUACCAGAACUUGUUCGUACACAAGAGUUGGCACAAGCCAUGUCCAAUGAUAAUUGCUUAUUGAAAUCACGCAUUGAACAACUUGAUUCUGAAUUGAGCCAACUACGCCAAUCAAACAUGAGGCAGCAGCAAGAUCUACAGGUUUUCCGUGCGGAGAAUCACAAAUUACAUGCGGAAAAAGAAGCAGCCCUAGAAGAAUUACGAUCGAAACGACAGACAGAGCAAGCUGAGAAUGAAGCUGCACGUAUGGAAUUGAAUCUUCGCUGCCGCGAAUUAGAGUUAGAAAAACAAAAAAAUCAGGAAUUAUCGAUGUCAUUGUCUGAAGUGAGAGCUGAGCUAUCUCGAAGUUUACAACAAGAAAAACGUCAAACGGAAAUUAUCGGAAGCCUUGAAUAUCAAUUUGCUGAAUUGAAUGCUCAAAAACAACGUCUCCUAGAAAGUGCUAAUCAGUCUAAAAUGGUUAAUGAAGCAGCCACUAGUGAAUUAAGAGCACAAGUCGCCAAUCUUUCUAAUGAUUUAAUGCAUGUUACAAGUGAAUUGAACACUGCUGAACAAAAAGUUCACGAAUUAACCUGUCAGUUGGAAACAGUUAAAAAGUCAUUAAAUGAUAAUAAAGAAUUGAAUGGUGAAUCAAUCAUAGUAAAUAUUAAAUCAGAAGAAGUAUGCGUAAGCAAAGAAGAAAAUGACAAGACAGAAGUAUAUGAAAAUCUUCGUAAUCGUUUAUCUGAAGUUGAAAGUAACUUAGAAACUGCUGAAAAAGAACGAGUAAAAAUUUACAAUCUUUAUCAAACUGCUCUUAGUGAAAUUGAUUACCUCAAGUCUAAAUUAUUGGAAACUGAAGAGGUUUUGGCUAAAUUAGAAGGGGCUGCUGAAGAAGAAGAAAGCAAAUGGCGUCAGUUGUUAGCUGAAAGUGAAGAAGAACAAAAUCGACUUCGGAAACAAUUAUCAGAUUCUCAGGCAAUAUUGGAAAAUACUUCUGGAGAACUCAAUAAAGUCGAGGUUAAACCCACAGCAAGUACGCAUAAUAAAGAAAAGAAAAAGAAGAAAUCUAAGGCACAUAAAUCAGUUGAACCGCCGUCAAACAUACUCCCACAAUCGAAUAAUGAGAAGAUCGCAGUUAACAUUCAACCUACUGAGGUGAAUGUUGUAUAAGUAUUAGAGUGACAAUUUAUUAUUGAUAGACAUACUUACAUACAACGAACUACUUUAGAGCAUUUCAACUCCAUGAGUACUUAUACACUUAUACAUAAAUAUAUACAUAUAUGUCACCGUGGUUUUUACAUGCAUACAUACACCUUUAAAGAGGUUGUGUAAUUCUUCCUUUGUUUCAAUUUCUCUUCUGUAUGACUCUUUUAUUUAUUUCAUUUCAAAUAUGUGUGUCCGCCACUAUUCGCCUAUACAUAUAUAAAUAUCAGGCCAGUACAUUUUGUUUUUUCAAUUUUUAUGGUGAAUAAAAUCAUUAGAUCAAAA